UUUACUGCAAAGGCAUCGUAAACUCCCGAGUAACACGAAGAAAAAAAACGAUAUCAACGUUUUGUAAACGAAUGGUCAGAUAUUUCAUAGCCAUAAUUAUAUCGUGAGGAUAUAAUUUAGUUGUGUCAUUUGUUUGGUGGCGUAGCUAACCGCUGUUUUUCAGUUUUCAUUGGCAGUUAGCUGAACAGCUAACGUCAAUCUUCGACUGAGUGGAAAUGUUCAAAGCAAAAAUACUCCUUAUAGGUCCAAAUGAGAGUGGGAAAACAGUUCUUGCAAAUUUCCUGUCAAAUGCAACAGAAAACAUUGGAGGUGAAUACAGCCCUACCCAAGGAGUAAGGAUACUGGAAUUUGAGACACAACCUGAAAGAUCUGGAGACAGCAGGGCUUGUGAGGUUGAACUCUGGGACUGUUCAGGAGACUUCAAGUUUGAGUCCUGCUGGCCAGCACUGAUGAAGGAUUCCAGUGGUGUUGUGAUCGUUUUUAAUCCAGAUGUUCCCAGUCACCUCAAGGAAAUAGAGACAUGGUAUUCGAUGUUCAUCCCCUCUCAAGGUUUGCAGGAAACCCAGUGUCUACUCAUUGCUCACCACAAGCCUGGCAGUGGAGGAGAAGACGGACGGCUACCUUUAGCCUCACAUUUGAGCAGACUGCCACUUAUUCACUCUAACCUGGAGGAUGACCCAGAGGAUGUGAAGCUAGCUUUCCAAAGAUACUUGGGAAAUGUUGUAAAUACAAUGUCAGAAAGUCGUGAACGAGAGGAGAUGUCUAUCAUUACAUAGCAGCAUCGCAGCAGCAAAAAAAAACUCUCCAAUGGAAGUCAAUGUGAAAGGGAAAAUCACAAAAACUGUUAUACAUUUUUGCU
Molecule: messenger RNA, 859 nt
Organism: Cheilinus undulatus (humphead wrasse)
Lineage: Eukaryota; Metazoa; Chordata; Actinopteri; Labriformes; Labridae
Gene: ift22
Product: intraflagellar transport 22 homolog (Chlamydomonas)
Exons: 5
Coding region: 216-776 (186 amino acids)
Biological process (GO): intracellular protein transport
Cellular component (GO): endomembrane system
Molecular function (GO): GTPase activity
Source: RefSeq, a predicted model, not a curated record